This is a messenger RNA of Mytilinidion resinicola, 393 nucleotides long. RefSeq lists its product as uncharacterized. The transcript has a single exon. The coding region runs from base 1 to 393 and encodes 130 amino acids. The record is from RefSeq and is a predicted model, not a curated record. NCBI's taxonomy places the organism in Eukaryota, Fungi, Ascomycota, Dothideomycetes, Mytilinidiales, Mytilinidiaceae.
AUGGUCGUGUCUUCACAGCUGAGCGACGGGAGGGGAUGGAAUGGCCCUGUGGCCCCCUGUCCAGAGCAGUGCACCAGAAAAGCUUGCGUCGACAGCAGUGGACGGCUUCCCAUUGGCCUUCCGCCGCGCUGGCUCUCCUUCUCGCCCUCAAGCUUUGCCUGGCGUGCGUUCUGCAUCUGUGCGCAUCUGUGCCGCCGAGACACGCAGCAAACGUGCAGGAAACCGGUCCGGCUCCUCGACGCCGUCCCUCUCCCUCACACCUCACAACAGCAGCCGCCAACUCAGCUCCAUCUGCCAGGCAUCCGCUUGAGCCAGCAGCGCUACCUCUCGCCCUCCACCACCGCGGUGCCGGAGCCUCCAACUCCAGCCGGCGGCCAGACGGGUGACAGAUGA